This is a messenger RNA of Prosopis cineraria, 924 nucleotides long. Its product is annotated as kiwellin-like. The transcript has a single exon. The record is from RefSeq and is a predicted model, not a curated record. Lineage: Eukaryota; Viridiplantae; Streptophyta; Magnoliopsida; Fabales; Fabaceae. The coding region runs from base 39 to 680 and encodes 213 amino acids.
UUCCUCAAGCAUCAUAUUCACACAAUUGAUCCGUUCACAUGGCUACUCUGGCGUUCUACUUAUUAGCCGUCUGUUGCCUCUCUAAUGUCAUAAGCCUUCCUCUGCUCGCAAAUGCCAUCUCCAACUGCGGCGGAAGCUGCGCCACCCUUAACGACUGCGCCGGCCAGCUCAUCUGCAUCAACGGCAAAUGCAACGACGAUCCUGACGUUGGAACCCACACCUGCAGCGGAGGAGGAGGCGGCGGAGGUACCUGCCAGCCUUCCGGCACUUUAACCUGCAGGGGUAAAUCCUACUCUCAGUAUCGUUGCUCCCCGACGGUCACGUCCUCCACGCAAGCCAUCCUCACACUCAACGACUUCAGCGAGGGCGGCGACGGCGGAGGUCCGUCUGAAUGCGACGAGAGGUACCAUAGCAACUCGGAGCGUGUGGUGGCGCUAUCGACGGGAUGGUACAACCACGGGUCGCGGUGCGGGCAGAUGAUAAAGAUCACGGCUACGAACGGGAAGAGCACGACGGCGAAGGUGGUGGAUGAGUGUGACUCGGUAAACGGGUGCGACAGCGAGCACGCUGGACAGCCCCCGUGCCGGAAUAAUAUCGUGGAUGGGUCGCAGGCUGUGUGGGAUGCGUUGGGGCUUAAUUCGGACGUGGGUGAAGAACACGUCACUUGGUCCAUGGCAUGACGACCUGGCUAGUCGCAAGAAAAGUUAUCAAUGAAAGGAAGAUAGCACACUAACUGGCUGAUCGCUUUGCUUUGCUUUUCAUUUUUCUAGUCUGGAAUAAAGUUCAAAACGCAGGAAUAUAAUCACCGUACGUGAAGAUAAUGAGCAUCCCAGUAAUGUACCUAUAGUGGAUCAACAAAUUAAAAAGUUUAUUGUUGAUCCACAUUAAAUCUACAAUAUAAUGUUAUAAGUGCACUUUUAUGCU